AUGGACGUCAGAAAAGUCUACAUUGCUAAAAAAGCAGUCCAACAGAGCCCCCGCGUGGCGACUCAUAGUAGCUAUACUAUGACAGUCCUUCGCUCAGUCCGUCCGUCCUUCGUGACGUCACCAACAGCUGGCGCGUUGACUGUAAACAGCGAGAGCCAGGUCAAGCUGGAGCGCCGAUCCAUGAAGACGACGGGGCGCUCGUACUCGCUUUGCGUGGUGUGCAAUCUGCAAAUGACUUCGCCCGCGCAGGCGCAGCUCCAUCUUAGCGCUCGCUCGCACCUGCGCAGGCUGAGGAACAUCGCGGCGCCCGGGCCAGGAGGCGGGCCACCGAAGUUCCUCCCCCAACCGCCGAUGUACGUUUACAACAGCGCCGACUCAGGACGCAUGUGCGCCACACUAGCCGCCGCCUUGCCAGGUCUGAUGGGCGGCGCCAGAGGACAAAGCGGCACGAUGACCAAACCUUUCUUCCAGUUUCCUGUCGGCAACAACAGCACGGCAGCACCUUUUUUACCGAACUUUAACACGACGGACCCGGUGCAGAAAGCGGUGAUCAAACACACGUUCGGCGGCAGGGCGGCCAGGGACGGAAAGAGGAAGCGGCCCAUCAGGUGUGACGUCUGCAAAAUCAUCUUCAACUCGGACUCACAGGCGCAGGCGCACUACCAAGGCAGCCGACACGCUAAGAAACUGAAGAACCAAGAGCUGGAGCCCCUGGUCAAGAUGGCAGCCAAGGGCUCUGGUCCCGCCCCUCCGGCGGCACUCGGCCCCGCCCCACCGACGGCAUCCGGCGCCGCUCCUCUGACAGCAAACGUCACCAGUCCCAAAACGGUGGCAGGAGCCCUGCCCACUCUGGACCAGGAGGCAGAGCAGGCCAGGAAGCUGCUGUACUGUUCGCUCUGCAAAGUGUCCGUCAACUCGCUCAUGCAGUUGGACGCCCACAACUCAGGUGGCAAGCACAAGACCAUGUUGGACGCCCGUAGCGGUUCGGGUUUCAUCAAGGCCUUCCCGCGAGCCGGCGUGAAGGUCAAGGCCGAAGGGGGCGCCAUCGCUGCCGCCGCUGUCGCCGCCGCCCCGGCGGCGCCGAUCCCGAAGGGUUCCGGCCUCCAGAACAAAACCUUCCAGUGUCAAACGUGCAACAUCCACGUCAACUCUGAGAUUCAACUCAAGCAGCACAUUUCCAGCAGGAGGCACAAAGACCGUGCGGCAGGGAAGCCCACCAAGCCCAAGUUUACCAAAAACCAGCAAGCGGAGGUGACCGCUGACGGGUCUUCGCUCGGCUCCUCCCCCGACUUCCGCCCCGCGCCCGGACCGAUCCGAACGAGCCGGGACGCCGCCCUCUUCUCGCCCUACUGA
Nerophis lumbriciformis (worm pipefish) is the source of this 1353-nucleotide messenger RNA. The record is from RefSeq and is a predicted model, not a curated record. NCBI's taxonomy places the organism in Eukaryota, Metazoa, Chordata, Actinopteri, Syngnathiformes, Syngnathidae.